UCUAGUUUCCAGCCCUCACCGGUUUUGUAAAUUUACGGUCUUGCACGUGGGUCAAUCGCGAUGAUCCAGUUGUACGGCUGCGCUGGCAUGUAAAACGUUUUUUGAGCAAACAAAUACAAUCCGGCAAACAUGGCCAAAGGUGGACGAAAGAAUAAGGAAAAGAGGAAGGAUUUUCAGAAAGUCAAGUUCAAGGUCGGCAAGAAGAAACCGCAAGCCGACAACUUCACUGUCACCACCUUCAAGUCCCAGGCCAUCCAGAUCCGUGAGCAGCUUAAAUCGGGACCAGUAGACGCUGACGAACCGACAACACUGAAGAAAAAGAAUAUCCAUGAUCUUCUGUGCCACCUGAAUCACUACAAUGUGUCGAUUCGUCAGUCUUCCAUUGCUGGUAUGAAGGAGCUCCUGUCUGCUCAUCCGUCGCUGAUAUCUCAGCAUCUAGCAAUCCUGAUUGACAGCUUGUCUAUCCUGAUGACGGAUAAGGAAGAUGCAGUACGAAAAGCAGGGAUAUCUCUUCUGCAGCUAGUUCUCCAGGCCACCCCGGCGGACCGCGUUGGGCCGUUCUUCCCCGUUCUAAGCGCCCACCUGACUUGCGCCAUGACCCACCUCCAAGAGGACAUCCAGUUGGACUCUCUGGCCAUCCUGGACCUAAUGCUGGCCUCCUACCCCCGCUUGCUGACCGGCCGGAGCCAGGAGCUACUGACCGUCUUCGUCCAGCUGAUCUCGCGCCAGCGGAAGCAGUCGGUCGGCUGGACCGAGGGCGAGUUGGACGGUGGGGAGCUGGCGAUCAAGCCUGGCAGCAGGAUCUCCAGCCACAAGUGGAGACAGAAGGUCCUGCAAAGGCUGAGGCAGUUCCUCACAGCGUUACUUGAGGAAUAUUUCAUUAAGCACUCUCGUCAAGCUGACAGCGCAGCUGAAAGUGACAACUACACAGUCAAAAUACAAGAACACAAAGAGACAAAUGCACCAAUAUUUGCCCCAGGAUCCCACGCCCAUGGAUACAGAGACGAGUUCAUUUUGAGUUUGACAUCAUCGUCGUCAUCAUCAACUUCAUGUCAAGAUUUCAGCGAGCCAGACAACCUUCUUGGGUUUGUGCGUUCGUUGGUGCCCUUGCUACUCCAGUGCUGGAUGGAGGUCGCCCCCAAAUCGCAGGGUCAUUCCCAGGCUCAUUUGCAUAGUGUUGCCGUGGAGAUACUGGACGGCGUGCUGUCGGUGAUCUUGUUGCUAUGGCGAUGGAUGCAGAGCGUGUGCGAGGAGAAGUGCAACUUCAGCUGUAUGACGCAGCUCCAGAAAUUGUACCACAAGAAAUUUGUAAGCCACCUCCUUCCCUGCUUCCCCUACACAUCCCACGAUGCCCCCGCCAGAGCAAAGCGUUCUGGGAAGGCGACACCCAUGACUGUGGUGAACCUCAACCUGUCCGCCUGUGAGAUCAUGUCGUAUUUCAUGAGCAGGGGUGACAUUUCGGUCCCAUGGCUGCGACGCAUCAUGGCGUACGUGCUCGAGACGUGCGUCGAGGGCGGAAGCCUGUCGUCUGGGCAUGUGCAGAGCUUGUUGGGCGUCGUGCGGCGAUUGGUCAAAGUGCUGCCUAGCGAAGAGAGCGUAAGCGAUAUUCUGCAGGCUGUGUUUUCAUUGUACGAGAGUUGCCACGUCCUGUCGGCACACAGACAGGCAGCAAUGCAGUGCCUGGACGAGUUGUUGACGACCCACGGAACAAAACAUCCUUCCUCACGGUCCGUUGACAGUCUUUUCAUUCAGAGUCUUCCAGAACUGAUCAGGACGUUAGGUUCGGUUUCCUCCAAAGCCUUACAGAUACUUCUACGCCGAGCAGCGCAGCGUCAAGCCGAAGCACUGACUUGUAUACAGAAGCACUUGAAAUCAUUCGUAGACCCAGAGAGUGGUGUUUUAUUGAAGCUUUCUGCAGACCUGCAAGUUCACAUCAUCCACUUGAUUCACCACGCCGACCCCCUCGACCUGGACACCCUGAGGUCGUUGGCCACGUGUUGCCAUGACAACCGCAUGAGCGCAGAGAAUGUGGCAUAUCUCGUAAACAUUUUGUCCACAAGACUUCUAGAAGUUGGCGUCUCACCUUAUGUUGACCGCAAGUUGCCCUUCAACUCGGCCGACUUCAUCAGUUUCCUGUUCUCUGUUUCAAUUGGUUCCACUCAGUUUGAGCUUGCAAGUUCAGACGGCCAAGAUAGUACGUCCCAGGAUGUAGGAAAACCUAGACCGUUGCCAAGCAACCUGACAUCCGUCUCCAUAGCAACCAAAGCAGGCAGACCAUGGCAGCAUCACUCGGCUAUUGUCAAGAGUGUUUGUUUGGGCUACAGUCUUAUCUCCAGUAAGCAGCAGAUGUGGGAUCUUGUGCAGACGCUUGUCAUUAAAUUGUUGAAUUCCCAGAAAACCAUUACGUGUUACACAGCGUACGCCGUACUACAUGCAGCCAACUAUCUCACAACAGGCAAGACUUACUGGAGAAAAGAGGCACUCAACAAACUAACAGACUGUUGCUUAGCAACACUGUACAAGGUGGUAUCAGAUGAUGUCAUGGGAAUCGGCAGCUCUGAUUGGUCGGAGGCCAUUUGGGAAGAGGCUGUGGAUAUGUUGGUGGCAUCCAAGCCAGUUCUGAUGGAGAUGAUGCAGCGAAUACAUGCAUAUGUUACGGAUUUGACUGACCCUGAACAUGUCCAUCAUGUUGCUAUGGUGAUAGUAAGACUACUGCAGACACAGAGAUUAUCUGCUAUCCUGGCACAGAUUACGGACAGUGCCAUGCAGGCUGUAAACAGCAUCAUGAAUCAUCACCUGGCAACAGAAGGAAGUCGCUGGGUGGCCGAGCUGCAGUACGAGUCAAGCGUGGUUCUGAACGUUAAAUUGCAAAGAUGACAAUAGGCACUUCCCGGGAUCCCCCAUCCCCCACCCCCAUGUCCUACACCCUGUCCCCUCCCCCAGCAAUGUUGAAAUCUAACUAGACAUUUUUAUGUUCUUCAGAAGAAAUAAAGACAAAUUUGGUCAACAGUUUGUUUAAUCUGAUGACUGUACACAUAGUGUAGUUUUAUUGGGUUUCUUGAACUCAACAUUUAUGAUUUACUUAGCCAUUAAAAACAAAAAAUGAGACUUACGGGUGUGAAAAAGAAUAAGGGAGAUGAUACGAAAAGGAUUUCUGGUCAAGUUAAAAUAUGGUAAGGCCAGGUACAAAAAACCCAAAAAAAACAGUUGAUCGAUUGGGAUUUUCAAAAAGAGGAGGAUGAGGGCCUUUUUAUUUAAAUUUUUUUUUCAAAGAUGGCCGCCAAUUAUUUCAAUUCAAAAUGGCCGUCAACAUCAGUUUAAAAUGACCGCCAGCUUUUAAUUAGCUAUCCUAAUAGUUCUAUGUAUUUUAUUAAAGCAAAAUACAAGAAAAAGUUAGCAUUUUGAUGCGAGGAAAAAAAAAUACAAAAAUAAAAAGAUGCGGCUUCAAAAAAAGGAUGCAGGCGGGGACGAUCAACUGGUUUUUUUUUUACUUGGCCUAAUUUUAUGAGUUACCUGAUGAAUGUGUACACUGUUUUAUGAGCAUAUAUGAAGGGCAUGAAAGCAUUAAAGCAUUUUACAGUACAGCGUUUUAGUAAUUAGCCAGCCUUUUU
Messenger RNA from Patiria miniata (bat star), 3611 nucleotides. Its product is annotated as testis-expressed protein 10 homolog. Lineage: Eukaryota; Metazoa; Echinodermata; Asteroidea; Valvatida; Asterinidae. Gene Ontology annotation, cellular component: nucleus; MLL1 complex. Bases 130 to 2877 code for a protein of 915 amino acids. The transcript has 16 exons. The record is from RefSeq and is a predicted model, not a curated record.